This is a messenger RNA of Ictalurus punctatus (channel catfish), 3402 nucleotides long. Its product is annotated as organic cation transporter protein. Bases 13 to 1575 code for a protein of 520 amino acids. Gene Ontology annotation, cellular component: membrane. Gene Ontology annotation, biological process: transmembrane transport. Gene Ontology annotation, molecular function: transmembrane transporter activity. The record is from RefSeq and is a predicted model, not a curated record. Lineage: Eukaryota; Metazoa; Chordata; Actinopteri; Siluriformes; Ictaluridae. The transcript has 10 exons.
GUAAACGGGGACAUGAAUUUCGAUCAGCUGUUGGCGGAGGUCGACGGCUUUGGGAGAUAUCAGAAGAUUCUGUAUGUGUUGAUUUGUCUCCCACAAAUCUUCCUGGCCUUUCAUAUGAUGGCAAGCAUCUUCACAGGCUACACUCCGGCACAUCAGUGCCGGAGCUCGGCUGCUGAACACUGGAACUCCAACGUGUCUGUAAACUACAGCGACUCGUGCAGCAUCCCAUCCGCACAGAACCGGACUGAGGACCGGACUGAGGACUUCUGUCCACACGGAUGGGUUUACAGCCGAGACGUAAUCCACACUAGCACUGUCACUGAGUGGGAUCUUGUCUGUAACAGGGCAACUCUAAACAGUCUUGGUUCUUCCAUGUAUAUGCUGGGAUUGCUUGUGGGAGCUAUUGUCUUCGGAUCUAUGGCUGACAGGUUGGGAAGGAGGUUUGCCCUGCUCUUGUCUCUGGCCCUACAGACAGUGUUUGGGGUGGCUGCUGCCUUUGCUCCAAACUACCUGGUGUAUGUGACUCUUCGCUUCAUCAUAGGUACCUCCAUCUCAGGCAUCAUCAUCAAUGCUUUUGUGUUGGGCACAGAGUGGACGUCUACAAAUAGACGUAUGCUGGCUGGAAUCAUAACGGAUUAUUUAUUUGGGUUUGGUUAUAUGCUGCUGGCUGGUGUGGCUUAUUUUAUUCGAAGCUGGAGGUAUCUGCAGCUCGCCAUCUCAGCACCAGGUUUCCUCUUUAUUUUCUACAUCUGGGUUCUUCCUAAUUCAGCUCGUUGGCUGUUGGUAAAUAACAGAAAAGAGGAAGCUCUAGUUCUUCUACGGAAAGCAGCUAUAAUGAAUGGUCGUCCCUUGCCUACUACAGUGCAGUUAGACGACUGUGAGGAGAUGCAGGGGAGGAAUAGGCACUCUGCUGCAGAUCUAUUCCGUACCCCCCAGAUGAGGAAACGAUCUUUUAUCCUGUUCUACAUCUGGUUUGUUACCGUGUUAGUGUAUUAUGGUCUGUCUCUGGGUGUAUCAGACCUGGGCACAAACCUUUACCUCACUCAGUUUCUGUUUGGUUUGGUGGAGAUCCCUGCGAGGUCAGUGGUUUUGCUCUUCCUCCCCUACAGCCGUCGGAUCUCACAGAGUGUGUUCCUUGCCAUGGGGGGUACCGCCUGCCUCCUCAUGCUCAUUGUACCAGAAGAUAGACCUAAUGUACGGGCUGCUGUGGCUAUGACUGGAAAAUUUGGGAUCACAUCCUCUUUUGCUGUCAUCUAUAUUUAUACAGCUGAGCUCUUCCCAACAGUGCUUAGACAGACAGGAAUUGGUGUGUCCUCCAUGUUGGCACGAAUUGGUGGAGUUUUAGCACCAAUGAUAAACCUGCUUGGAGAAAGUAACUCGGCUUUGUCCACGGUAAUAUUUGGCCUUGCCCCUCUGCUGGGUGCAGCUCUUGCAUUGGGCCUGCCAGAGACAGCCAAUAAACCACUUCCUGAUACCAUUCAAGAUAUCCAAGAUGCUGAGAGGUUUACUACAGAGAAUAAUGACAGAAAUUUCCCUGUAGACACCGUCCGGUCUCCAAACACCACAGAGGCAUAGGAACUACAGUGCUUCAGAAACCAGUCUCCAUAGACUUACAUGUGCCUGCAUGCACAAACACAAACACUUCAUUUCUCUCUAACCUUUGGGUUUCAGAUCAGAAUAUGCAACCAUUUCAUUUACAGUUUUACAUGUAACACUGUGACAAAUAUUUGUACAUUUGAAAUAUUUUUAAUGGUUUCAUCUUUGGUCAAGGCCUGUUUUUAUAGCUUCAUGCUGAGAAAGCAGCUGUGUCAUCAGAGGUUUUAACCCAAAUGUCACAAUGGAUCAGUGAACAGCAGCUCUCUGUAGAAACUAUACUGUUUUAUCUGUCUAUGCAACAAGAACACACAGUGCCUUUCACUUUUAUACGUUGUAUAAAAGUAUAUUAUACUAAUUUACAUGUAUAUAUUUUUCCAUACAAGACAAUCAGAUCAUCAAACAUAUUCAGUUUCUAUGUUGCUCUUGUAUUGUUUGUGAAAAGCUUGUUUUCAUAUUGUUCUUCUUAUAUUGUUACAUACAUAUGGGUGACAAUUUAAAGGAAAAAACAGUGGUUUUAUUAUGCGUUGGGGGCAUUUUGCUGGCAUGGUUGGGUUCACGUGUCCACUUAGAGGGAGGAAUCACUGCAAAGCUAUACAAAGUUAUUCCAUCUGAUCACAUUUAUCCUAUGAUGAAUCAUUUCUAUCCUAUUUGAGAUGACCCUGUCUCCACCCACAGGGCACAGGGGUUCACUGAAUGGUUUGAAGAGAAUAAAAAUAAUUUUUUACAGUCACCAUAUCACCUAAAGAAGAUUUUGGACCAACCACCAUCAUUAAACAUCAGCUAAGGAAAUAUGGGUUGCAAGAAUGAUGUUCAUCUCUCCAGUAUACUCUGGAGACUUUUAGAAAAUGUGACAAGGUGCACUGAAGCAGUACUUGCAGCUUCUGUUGGCCUAGCAGCUUACCAAGACAUGUUAUGUUGGGGUUUUCCUUUAAUCUGUCACUCACCAAAUACAGAUAGUACAGUAAAAUCAUUUUCUUUGCAUCUUCCAGCUUGUUAGAAGCUGGGGUCAGGGGCUGCCAUGGUACAGCACCUUGGAGCAGACAGGGCUAGAGGUCUUACUCAUGGGCCCAACAUUGGGAACUUGGUGGUGCUGUGAUAUAAACUUCUAAACUUCAAGCAUCUGAUCAAUAUCCAAGGACCUUAACCACUGAGCCACUACCAUCAAGUAAUUUCAAACAGCUGUUACUGUAACUGGUACAAAUGGUGUCCGUGACAGCAAAUUGCCCAUUGCUGAUCUACACACCAUCAUAGUAUAACUGCAAUUAAAUAAUCCAAGUCUGACUGCCAGGACACUGACCCAAUUUACCCUCGAUGAAACAGUAGAUCAAAUCAGAGCUUACAACAGGGCACAAUAUGUUAAAUGUUUAAAUAAUUUACAUAACUCUUUAAUGGAGAACCAUCAAACUCUGAAUUUCACUAAGAAACAUCAAUAUUGUUCCACACAUUCUAAGUUUUAAAUUUUCUCAUCAGAUAUUAAGCACUCAGUAUGUGGCUCCUAGAGGCCUACUGAAGGCAUGUGUCCAGGUGAUUCUCUAUGACGUUUUAAUGCAAGUCUGUUGUUCAGGGUAUGUUGAUCUUUGCUCCAUUAAAGACACAAUGCUUGAUUACACCACAAGUUCCUAUUGAGGCAUUGCUUUAUAGAGGUUCUAUGGGCUAUGACUCCACUGGCUUUCAUGUGGAUAAUGCAACAGAUUAAAUAUAAGUAAAUGGCGGCAAUGCAGAAGUCACCACACUGUUAAAAAUUGUGGCAUUUAUAACAUCUGUCAAGACAAGUGGGUUUUAAUGUCAUUUCUUUAUAUAUAACAG